Messenger RNA from Ipomoea nil (Japanese morning glory), 663 nucleotides. RefSeq lists its product as uncharacterized. The transcript has 3 exons. NCBI's taxonomy places the organism in Eukaryota, Viridiplantae, Streptophyta, Magnoliopsida, Solanales, Convolvulaceae. The record is from RefSeq and is a predicted model, not a curated record. Bases 1 to 663 code for a protein of 220 amino acids.
AUGUCUCAACGUGCAAGGCAAAAUAGUACAACGUUGAUGUCCCAACCACCAAUAUCUAACUCUGAAAGUCCACCAUCAAAUACUCUCCCACAGUCCAGCCGAAAUAGUGAUUCGGAGCAAACUAUAUCAGCCUUACCAAAUGAUGUUCCAUCACCUCCAACUUCACCAAGCAACAGGCCCAUAGUACGCCCCAUUGGGAAUAAUUUGUUUGAGCCAUGGCGUGCGAAUAAAGUUAUCGAUUAUGUAACUAAAAUAUUUCCAGAUGCUAUAAAAUCAUACAAUGAUGCUCCUACACAUAUGAAGGACGUAUGGUUUAAUGAAUUCAGGAAAAAGUAUAAGUGGAAUCCAGAAGAUGAGGCAGUAAUUCAGAGUAUAUUCCACAAAAAGGCUGCUAGAAGAUUAUCUGACACGUUGGGGCAGGUUCGCAUCAAUUUGGCAAGAGGCCAUGCACCACCAAAUUGGAUGAAUGAUCAGGUUUUGGCCCAAUACCGCAGCAUUUGGAAUACAGAGGAGUUUAAGAAGACUGCUGCGAAGAACAAAAGAAAUAGAAAUUCAGAUUGCGGGGGAUUGGGACCAUCACUGCACACUGCAGGUUCAAUCUCCAUUUCUGAGCAUAGGAGAAGAAUAGUAAGUCAUUUACUACUAUUUAAAUACAAUUUAUAG